This is a messenger RNA of Malus domestica (apple), 3828 nucleotides long. NCBI's taxonomy places the organism in Eukaryota, Viridiplantae, Streptophyta, Magnoliopsida, Rosales, Rosaceae. The record is from RefSeq and is a predicted model, not a curated record.
AUGGACGCAAGUGAUUUAUGGGAUCAUGUGGAGGCAGACUCGGGAGAAUGGGAGCUGUGUCUUGACUGUUUGUGCGGGCAAUCUGGCUCGGGGUGGUGGCGGCUGGCCCUCAACAGCCGCAAGAUCGCCAUGAUUCUGGUGUUUUGGAACUGCCGUGUUCUAGGGUCGGACACGGCAGUUAGGGUCCUCCAUGGGCUUAUUAGAAACAAACGGCCCUCUAUGAUCUUUUUAUCUGAAACUAAAAUGAAAGAUCAUAGAUUAAAUGGUGUUAGGAGACGUAUGGUAUUUCAUUAUGGUAUUAAUGUUUCUCCGGUUGGCAGGGCAGGUGGGCUAAGUUUGUGGUGGGAUGAUUCAGUGGAGGUGCAAUCUCUGUUUUCUUCUAAGCAUAUUAUUGAUGUUAUCUUGCGCAAGGGUGGUGACAAUAAUUGGGUACAAAUUACUGGAGUUUAUGGAACUUCUUACAGGGAGGAUAAGGCUGAUUUUUGGGAGUGGAUGUCGAGUCAUUUUUCACCUUCUGAUAUUCCUUGGCUAUGUGCUCGGGAUUUUAAUGAAUUUCUUUGGGAUCAUGAGAAGUCUGGGGAGUGGAGACGACGCAACCAAAUUAUCAAAAUUAAGGAUGAUGAGAACUGGGUGGAGCAACCGGGUCGUGUUCGGAAGUUGGUGGAGGAUCAUUUUAUUCAAACGUUUACUUCUGGAGAAGCCCGGAAUUGGGGAUCUUUGUUGGAUUGUAUUAGCCCGAGAGUGUCGGAGGAGAUGAAUCAGGCGCUCCUUAAGCCGGUGUCCGAGGAUGAAAUCAAGACAGCGAUCUUUAAAAUGGGUGGUCUUAAAGCUCAGGGACCGGAUGGCUUUCAAGGCAUAUUCUAUCAAUCCUAUUGGGAGCAUGUCUAUGCGGAUGUUUGUGCUUUGGUGAGGGAGCUGAUGCAGGGGUCGUCUAGCCCGACUUCUCUUAAUGCUACGUAUAUUGUUCUGAUCCCAAAGGUUCCGCAUCCGGAGACGGUUUCACAGUUUCGGCCUAUUAGCCUGUGUAAUUAUUCUUACAAGGUGUUGUCUAAGGUCUUGGCAAACCGGUUAAAGGUGAUUCUUCCUAUGCUUAUAUCUCCCUCCCAAAAUGCUUUUGUGGCGGGUCGUCAAAUUCAAGAUAAUAUCGGGAUUGCUCAUGAAAUGUUCCAUUUUUUGAAAGGGAGAACUGCGAAACGGAAGUUUGAAAUGGGAGUCAAAUUGGAUAUGCAGAAAGCCUAUGAUAGAGUUGAAUGGGAUUUCCUUGAUGCGGUUAUGGAGAGAAUGGGGUUCUGUUGUUUGUGGAGAAGGCUUGUCAUGGGAUGUGUUUCUUCUGUUAAUUUCGCUGUCCUUCUCAAUGGACAGCCAGGCAACAAGUUUGCUCCUUCCAGGGGUCUCAGGCAGGGUGAUCCUUUAUCUCCUUAUCUGUUUAUCAUUCUGGGGGAGGUUCUUUCGUGCAUGAUUCAAGCUGCGAUUGACGACAAACAGCUGGAGAGAGUUAGGAUUGGUGUCUCGGGGCCCAUUAUAUCGCAUUUGUUCUUUGCGGACGACACUCUUCUUUUUUUGCGUGCGGGGGAUAAUUAUUGUAGAAAUUUGCUCUCUAUUAUUGAUAGGUAUUGUGCAGCUUCGGGACAUAAAGUGAAUCUCCAGAAGUCCAGUAUUUAUUUUGGUGCGAAUGUUCCGAAAGGGGUGGCUGCCAAUUUGGGUGGCAUUCUUGGUGUGUCUGUAGUGGAUAAUCCUGGCACUUAUUUGGGUGUCCCUGCCAUCUGGGGUCGUUCUAAAAAGCGUGGCCUUGCUUAUGUGAAGGGCAGAAUUUUGGGAAAGCUCCAAGGGUGGAAGCAGAGUGCGUUGUCGAGGGCGGGCAGAGAAGUUCUAAUUAAGGCUGUAGUCCAGGCCAUUCCUGCUUAUCCUAUGUGCAUUUUUAAAUUUCCUACUGUGGUCUGUCAGGAGUUGGAUGCCCUGGUUGCGAGAUUUUGGUGGGGAAGCCAUGGGCAGGACCGAAAGAUCCACUGGGUGUCUAAGCAGGUUCUGGGCCUUCCUAAGGAUAUGGGUGGCCUGGGUUUUAGAAAUUUUCAGGAGUUUAAUGUUGCGUUACUUGCUAAGCAAUGCUGGCGGUUACUAACGGAGCCGAAUUCAUUGUGGGCUCGGGUUAUUAAGGCCCGGUACUUCCUGCAUUGCUCUUUUUGGGAGGCUAAAAAAGGGGCUUGGGCUUCAUGGGCUUGGUCCAGUCUUCUCUCGGGCAGGGAGCUUCUUGCUAGCGGAUCUCAUUGGCAAAUUAUGGGUGGGGAAGAUGUGAGGGUUUGGGUGGAUAGGUGGCUGCCCUCUCUCCCUUCGGGGCACCCCAUGCCGCUUAGUACUGUUUCUGUUUCGUCGAACUUACGGGUUAGCUCCCUCAUUGACUCCUCUUCCCGGCAAUGGGAUUUUGAUUUUCUAAGACUGUUUCUUUCUUUAGCGGAUCAACGGGCUAUCCAGGAAACGAUUAUUGGCGACUCGAGGUGGAAGGACAGGCUUAUUUGGGCAGUUAACCGGAAUGGAAAAUACUCUGUGAAAUCGGGGUACAGGUGGCUUCAAGUUCGCUAUAUUGAUGUGAGGGAUCAUCGGAUGCCGGUUGUUCGUUCGAUUUCUAAAACUCUGUGGAAAUGCAUAUGGCAGCUGGCUGUGCCUCAAAAAAUUCGGCAUUUCUUAUGGGUUUCGUUGCAUCUUGGCCUGCCUACUGGUAAGGCUCUUUGUACAAGAAGGUUAUCCCCAUUUCCCUCUUGUCCUCUUUGUCAGAGUGCUGAUGAAACUGUGGAGCAUGUCUUCCUUCGCUGUUCUUGGGUGGCGGCUGUCUGGUUUGGUGGAGCGUUGAAUUACAAAGUUGACGCUGCCGGUAUUGAUUCGUGGGCUCGGUGGUUGCAGACUGUGUUUUCUUCUAACUGGGGCUCUUCGACUAACAGGCAGUGGUUCCAAGCUUAUGUUUCGUUUUCUUGUUGGUUCAUAUGGAAAGCUCGUUGUGAUUUUGUGUUUAACCAGGUUCCUAUCAAUCCUUCUAAGGUUAUUUUUUCGUUGUCGACCGCCUUCGGGAAUUUUUUGCUUGCUGUGUCUUCUUUGGGUAUUGCUCGGCCUGUCUCGGUUUCUCAGGAGGAGGUUGUUGUCAGGUGGUGUCCUCCUGCUUCUCCUUUUGUUAAGAUCAAUGUGGAUGCUAGUUGGUCUAAAUCAUCUUGGAUGGGAUUUGCGGGGGUGGUUGCUAGGCAGGACGGUGGGCGUUUCCGGGCAGCGGUAAGGUCUUCUGUUUUGGCUCCUUCUUCUCUUGUGGCUGAGUCUUUUGCGAUUUUGCGUGGUUGUGAAUUGGGAGCCUCGAUGGGUUUCAGCUCUGUUAUCAUUGAAUCUGACUCUCUUCAGGCUAUUUCCUAUUUAAAUGGUUCUCUUGAAAAUGGCAGUUGGGAGGCUUUCCCCAUUUUGGCUAGAGCGCAAAGGUUGGGAUCAGCUUUUCAGAAUUGUCGCUGGUCUUGGGUUCCAGAUCAGCCAAUUUGGCAGCGGAUGUUCUUGCGUCGGCUGGUCUUACGGAGAUGUGUGAUUUUGUUUGGGUUGACAGACCCCCAUCUUCCAGCUCAGGCGUUUUCAGAAGUUCAAAAGAUGGAGUCUUUAACGAGAAAAAGGGAGAAUUUGCAGAAGAAAAGAACUGGGUCCGUCAAGUCUUCAGCUGACAAUGGCGGUGGAGGAAGCGAGUCGCUCACCGAUUCGAGCGGCGGUGACUCGAGAGAGACUAGCAGUACGAGCCGAUCGAGCUCCGAGACUUCCGGUGAGGAACUGAAGAGAAAAGAGCGGUCUUCGCCGCCGCUGAGGAACUGA